AUGAGCAAAGCGUUCAACCAAAUUUCCAGAUCACCUUUCACACGCAAAAUCGAAGGAGGAAAACUUCCUCGACGGUUUGCUCAGCCAACAUUCACCAUAUACAAUAGUCGAACAAACUUUGUAGAACAAGUAAGCCACUUCUACAAGAGAAUGGCCGUUCACUCCAGGAACAAGGCCUUGAUGUGCAAGGUGUUCCCAUCCAGUCUGGGGCCUAUGGCAAUGAGAUGGUUCUAUAGUCUAAGGAAAGGUUCUAUUAGCUCCUUUAAGGAGCUCACUAGGGCAUUCAGGGCCCGAUUUAUGACUUGCAGUAGGGUUCUUCAGCCCUUAGAAUCCUUGUUGUCUAUGACCAUGCGAGAAGGGGAAACCCUGAAAACAUACUCAGAUAGAUACUGGAAGAUGUUCAAUAGGAUUGAUAGGGACUUUGAUGAUGUGGCCAUAAGGACUUUCAAGGUCGGCCUACCUACUGAGCAUGAUUUGAGAAAGUCAUUGACUAAAAAGCCUAUAAGGAGUGUACGUCAGCUCAUGGACCGUAUUGACGAGUAUAAAUGGGUCGAGGAAGACCAUAGGCAAAGGAAAGGGAAGGCUAAGUUUAUCCCUCAGGAUAGGAUGGAUUUCAAGUCGGACAGAUACAAUAAUAAAGACCUUGCUGAGCAGUCAGGGUCUACUGCUACCCGAGUGGUUGGCACAGUGUUCAGGGAACCAAUGCAUCAAUGUGAGAAGUUAGAGAAAAUUGUUAUUGAUGAUGAUUUGGAAAAGUUUUUUCAAGUCGGAGCCCAACUACCUCCUCGAGAGAAGGAAAAGCUGAUUGUGUUUCUCAAGAGGAAUAAUGACGUGUUUGUAUGGAGUACUUACGAGGCUCCUGGGGUGGAUCCAAACUUCAUCUACCAUCAUUUGAAUUUCAAUCUGUCCAUCAUCCCCAAAAAGCAACCACCUCGGUGCUCAUCUAAGGACCAUUCUGAUGCUGUCAAGGAUGAAAUGAUCAAGCUUAAGUAG
Quercus lobata is the source of this 993-nucleotide messenger RNA. RefSeq lists its product as uncharacterized. The record is from RefSeq and is a predicted model, not a curated record. The transcript has 2 exons. The coding region runs from base 1 to 993 and encodes 330 amino acids. Lineage: Eukaryota; Viridiplantae; Streptophyta; Magnoliopsida; Fagales; Fagaceae.